CGUCUGUGCUGCUAAUGAGCAUACUGACGAUGAAUAUCGAGCCAACCUUCCACAUGUGUAGAGAAACGCGAGCCGCGAGCCUCUCAUGUCUGAUGGCGGGGGUCGAUCCUAUAUAAUGGAGGGUCAGGUUCGCUCGCACAGCGGUGAGCCUUGCGCCUUCCACAUUAUACCAAGCAAAAGCGCAUCUAAAGAAUGGCGAAGAUUCUACGCGUUGCAUUUGCGGAGCUGGCGCUUGCCCAUAUUGCUCGAUCAUACCUUAUCCCUUUGGCUUCGCACACCGCAUUCAUUGAGGAUGCACCUGAUGUUGAUGGCUGGACUCCACGACCAACACAGGCGCCUUAUGCCCAAUAUUUCGAACUAAGCGAUCACCGCAAUCUCUUGGCCCGACAAGCUGGUCUCGCAACUUGCGGUUACCUUGCCGGAAAUGCGUCGCUUCCCAUCACCUGUGACGCUGGUUACGGGUGUGGCUACAACUCGCCAGUUCCAUACGGCCCGAUAUGCUGUUCCACUAACGCAGCUGGAAACUUCGUUUCCAAUUGCCCAUACCCAUCGUCGUGUGUUGACUAUGCAAAUCCACUCAACACCUUUUUAGUUGAAACCACGUCCAAUGGCCAGCUUUGGUGUCCCUCGUCACUUCCGUACUGCUCAACAGCUUAUGAGCCCAUGGCCACCACCUACUUCCUCUACUGGUGCGCAUCGGCUUCUGGCGCAGCAGCAUUAACAAUUCUUCCGUCUACCACUGCCGUCGCUACGGGCCAUCCAACAUCUCUUAGCUCACCACGAAGCUCGACGGUUGUGUCAAGCACUUCAUCGACUCCUAUUGUCCGGUCAAGCACGACGUUGUCCAUAACCAGUUCGUCAAGCCCAGUAGUGGUCCUGCCAUCGUCCUCUCAUGGGACGUCUCCAACGCCGCCGCCGACGCCGACGCCGACGCCAAAUCCGACUAAUGCAGGUGCUAUCGCUGGUGGUGUGGUUGGUGGAGUCGCUGCAGUCGGCAUUAUUGCUGCUAUCGCUGUGGUCGCCUUCUUAAAGAAGAAGAAGAAGAACGAACGUGAGAAAGCUAAUGUGCCUGAGGUCAGCCAAGCCAAUAUCUAAUCCUUUCCUAAUUGGCUGGUGAAAGCUGGGCAGCUGGUGCACGUUGACCAAUUUGGCUACUGCUCAGCAACGCAUCGCGAGAGAAAGGCAACGAGUUCUGCUUACAC
Messenger RNA from Baudoinia panamericana UAMH 10762, 1202 nucleotides. RefSeq lists its product as uncharacterized. Bases 193 to 1095 code for a protein of 300 amino acids. The transcript is spliced from 3 exons. The record is from RefSeq and is a predicted model, not a curated record. NCBI's taxonomy places the organism in Eukaryota, Fungi, Ascomycota, Dothideomycetes, Mycosphaerellales, Teratosphaeriaceae.